AUGGUAGGCUUUCGGUACAAUGCUCUUACUACGAUCGGGCAAAACACCCAUCAACUGUUGGUAAGGCUUGAAUGGUUGACCAAGCUUGAAGUUGAUAUCUGCCUUGAGACCCCGCUUGACAUCAGAGAUCAUGGGCGAGUAGUGGUAACCAUAGUACCAUGGCCACGAUGCUACACCACGGUAGUAGUAGUAGAGAACCCACUGCAGACCUUGGACGUAGUUCUCCGUCAGCUUGCGGAGCUCUUCCUCGUUGCUACGGUCCCAAUCAAACUUGCUCUUGUAGUAGCUGUUCUUCCAAGCUUCGAACUUUUCGUCGUACUUCUUCUGCAUCUCGGAUUGAGCAGCCUCGGGAGAAAUGUCGACAACCUUGGCCUGCUCAUAUUUCUGCACAACACGUGCAAUAGCUUUGGCAGAUUCGUCUUCCAUUUCCUCAUCCUCGUCCGAAUCGCCCUCGACCAGCUUCGGCGGGGCAGUGAUUUGUAG
This is a messenger RNA of Bipolaris zeicola 26-R-13, 483 nucleotides long. RefSeq lists its product as uncharacterized. Lineage: Eukaryota; Fungi; Ascomycota; Dothideomycetes; Pleosporales; Pleosporaceae. Bases 1 to 483 code for a protein of 160 amino acids. The transcript has a single exon. The record is from RefSeq and is a predicted model, not a curated record.